Molecule: messenger RNA, 2378 nt
Organism: Coccinella septempunctata (seven-spotted ladybird)
Lineage: Eukaryota; Metazoa; Arthropoda; Insecta; Coleoptera; Coccinellidae
Product: tetraspanin-5
Exons: 9
Coding region: 234-1268 (344 amino acids)
Biological process (GO): protein localization to plasma membrane; protein maturation
Cellular component (GO): membrane
Source: RefSeq, a predicted model, not a curated record
UUAAUUUCAUUUUCCCAAACGUCAUUGGUUGUUAUUAUUGACAUGUGCAUUUCCUUUGUGGUGGUUUCCCGAAAGUGAAGCAGACUAGGCUUUUCCACGAAAUCGCUCAAUACUGGGAAAUGGAAGAGUCUAUAUAAAAGUACAGAGGAAACCUAGGGGAAACAACUGAUGAAAAUAUGAAGAAGUCUGUGAUAAUUUGCAUUUAGUUAUUGAGUUAGAGUUCUUAUUGGACCAUGGCUGUCGCAACUACGACCACCACAACUGUUCAACACCAAAAUAAAACUCAAACUUUUAGAACAACCCAGUCUCAUCACCAUAAGAGAAAACGCAGAAGGCAUACGAGUGAAGUCAGCAGUUGUUUGAAAUAUAUGAUUUUCACAUUCAAUGUUAUUUUGUGGUUCUUUGGCCUACUGGUUCUUGCUGUUGGGUUAUGGGCUUGGACUGAAAAAGACACUUUCAAUAAUUUAGGAAAAGUAGCCAAUAUAUAUCUAGACCCUGCUUUUGUACUGAUAUGUAUUGGUGCACUGACUUUUCUAAUAGGUUUCACUGGCUGUGUUGGGGCUCUAAGAGAGAACACAUGUCUGUUAGGAAUGUACGCCCUCAUUCUAUCCAUACUCCUUCUAUUUGAAAUGAGUGCUGGCAUUCUAGGAUUCAUUUUCAAAGAUUGGAUAAAAUCACAAGCAUCAACGGGCUUCCAGACCUUCAUUGUGCACUACAGAGAUGAUCCUGACCAACAAAAUUUAAUAGAUUGGAUACAGGAAGAAUGGCUUCACUGUUGUGGAGUAGAAGGUCCUAAAGAUUGGGACUAUAACCAAUAUUUCAACUGUUCCUCAAGUGAAGUUGGGAGUAGGGAAGCUUGUGGAGUGCCCUUUUCAUGUUGUAAACGUAAACCCAAUGAAGCAAUCAAAAACAAACAGUGCGGAUAUGACGUGAGGAAACCAGGAUUUCUUUCUCUCAUUUCAAUGCAGACAGGAGAUAGGAAUAUAUUCGAAAGAGGCUGCCUUAGGGCAGGUGAAGAAUGGAUAGAGACCAAUUUAGUGCCUGUAGCUGCUGUUAAUGUUGCAGUAAUGGUACUCCAGAAUCUCAAUGCUUCUCUCAUUAUAAAUGAGAGGGGUUGUUUGGAAGCAAUUGAAGAGUGGAUGGAGAGGAAUAUGAUACCAAUAGCUACAUAUAUUUUUGUUUACUUCUUUUUCCAUAUAUUGGGCAUCUGUUUCGCUCAAAAUCUUCGAGCUGAUAUUUUCGCACAGAUAUCCAAAUGGCGUCACUGACAAUCAAGAACUCCCACUGCAGUGUAAUGACCUGCGUGGGAGUAUUUAUAUUUUGUUCGAAUAUUUUCUUUUUUCUAUAUAGUACCUGUAGGGCGUUUUGAAAAGACGAUAAAUUUCAGAGAUGUUAUACCUCAUAACUUAACCUUCAGAGUUGUUUUGCGCAGAAUUGAAGAAGAAUUGAGUUGAUUUUUGGGUUAUAAUGCCGAUUUGUUACUUGAAUUUUGAACUGAAAUCAUAAAGAAAAAACUGUUCCUUCUUGAUCCAAAUUUGAAUUUAAAAUUACACACAUCCAGUAAAAUAAAUUUCGGGUUAAGUUGUCAUGUUGGAAUUUUGACAGGAUUUCUGUUGAGCUUUUUGUGAAUCUUUUAUCACAUGGUAUUAUCCCUUACUCUGAAAGAUUUUAAGAAGACUAAUUUUUAAAUCUCGGUGAUGAGCCAAUGAUUUUUUCAAUUGAAUAAAUCGUGUUUGUACAGAGGUUAUAAUUGAGUGAAUUGACAUUUUUAGGGCUAAUUGAACACCAUUCACUGGUGAUUUUAUUUUUGUAAAAUUGUAAUGUCGACAAUUACAGAAUAUUAACUCGUAUGGUUCGCAGUCUUUUGUGAAUUUGACUAUAUAUUGUGGGGUUCAAAAAUAUCCAAGAUAUAGGAAAGAACUCUUAAGUGGCUUUGAAUAUUGUGUUCUACGAUAUAAAAACGUAAAAUUAGAACAUUUUCAAAUGUUCUUUGAAUUCUAAGUCAUGAACUUGAAAUUUACCUAAGGCUUUUGAUAUUUCUGCAAUUAAUACUGUUGAAAUUCAAGCUAGUGUUUUCCAACCAACAUAUAAUAGAAAGUAGUUUAUAUACGAGUCGUUUACAAUUCAAGAUAUAUUUCUGGUUAAAAAAAUACAUGAAUAUCCACAAUCUGAAUGUUGUUUUGUGCAAUAAGCAAUAACUACAUCAAACUCUGGGUGAAGUGCAAAAAAAAUCUUGCUCGGGAGUGUAUCUUGAAUCUUUUUAUACAAAAUCCUGUGAGGUAAACGAAUUUGAACUUUUGUGCGAAAGUGUAGUAUUUUUAAUGAUCAUGUUUGUUAGAUAUGCCCGGAUUCGUAUUAAAUUUUAUAUUUAUCGACAA